Messenger RNA from Diatraea saccharalis (sugarcane borer), 1242 nucleotides. NCBI's taxonomy places the organism in Eukaryota, Metazoa, Arthropoda, Insecta, Lepidoptera, Crambidae. The record is from the annotation of a GenBank genome assembly.
AAAAUUAACACUUGACAGGUGUCACUGUAAACACGAUCAGCUGUUUUUACUGACUUACAAAUUAUUUGAUAAAAACCACAAAUUUUAUGAAACUCAAAGAAGAUUUAUUCAUGAAGCAGUUUAAGUGUGUGAACUGUGGAGAGCCGGCAGCAGCCCUAUACAAAACCUAUGGCCCUUCAGUUACAAAACUAACUAAAUGUAUGAAGUGUAAACUGGUUGUGGACAAAUAUGUAGAAUAUGAUCCAGUGAUAGUAAUGAUUGAUCUAGUCUUGAUGUCUAAAGAAGCACAGAGACAUAUUUUGUAUAACACAGAAUUUAAAUCAUAUUGGAAAUUAUUGAUAAUAUUGGUGAUGCUGGAGACAUAUGGAGUGUGGCACAGCGGUAGUUUAUUCAACAUAGUAAUUAACACAAUGUGCGGCAUCAAUGGCAACGCUACAAUAAAUACUACACAUUUUGGUAUUCCUGAUUUGAAAUUGCCAGUCUCCUGGGGGAAUAAAUGUUGGGCGUGGGUACAAGAAGACAGAGGAGAUGAAAGUGAUCUGUUCAUCUGGGAAAAAGAUUUUUAUAUACAAUUUCUAUCCACUUUCUCUGGGAUAGUGAUGUUUUUAUUAACAAGCAGCUUUAUAAUGCUGAUAAUGAAGUAUUUCAUACCAACAAUUGAAGGUAAAUAUUUUUGACUUAUCUUUGAAAUAGUUUUAGUCUCAUAAUUUUUAAAUUUUACUUAAAAAUGAUCGAUAGAUUGUCAUGGUGCGAGGGUACUGCCAUCUACUUGGAGGCCGUCCAUUAAUCGCGUGAGGCUCGAAAGGGGGGUAGGGAUUCGUCAAAAAUCACGAAAUAUCACAAGGUGGUGGUGGGGGGGGGGGUGUAGUAAUAUAUCACGUGUUUUUAUUUUUUACUGAAUGCGCGAUUAUUAAACGGUUUUUUUUUAAAUACACGUUAUUUGGUUGAAGGAGGGAGGGGGUAGUCUGAAACCUCACCAUGUAUCACCAAGGAGGAGGAUGAUUAUUGGACGGCCCCUUAGUGUCCAGUUGCAACUACACGUCAGCAACGUAUGAGGACAUUUCCCGGGCAAUACAUAGUUCCACGACCCACUACACUGUUGUCAUGGGAGACUUCAACGCAAGGCUAGGCAAGCGUGGCGAUGAGGAGUUGAAAGUGGGGCAAUUUGGAUCUGGGAUCCGGAAUCACCGUGGUCAAAUGCUAGCCGACUACAUGGAGAGGGAAGGACUCUAUAUGAUGAAC